This is a messenger RNA of Candoia aspera, 3303 nucleotides long. It is a transcript of the gene ZFAND2B, whose product is annotated as zinc finger AN1-type containing 2B. NCBI's taxonomy places the organism in Eukaryota, Metazoa, Chordata, Lepidosauria, Squamata, Candoiidae. Gene Ontology annotation, biological process: proteasome-mediated ubiquitin-dependent protein catabolic process; protein targeting to ER. Gene Ontology annotation, molecular function: zinc ion binding. The coding region runs from base 260 to 1189 and encodes 309 amino acids. The transcript is spliced from 9 exons. Gene Ontology annotation, cellular component: endoplasmic reticulum; cytoplasm. The record is from RefSeq and is a predicted model, not a curated record.
GGUACAGCGCGCCCUGGAGGCCAAGCGAAGACUUCGGUGGCUGAGCGCGCUCCUUUUACAUCCGUACUACAUUUCCCAGCAGGCCGCCGGAAUAAGCUGCAUCUUUUGCAUCUCACCCGACCCCCACUGGGUCAUAAUCAUCCAUCCUUCCCGAGGAUUUCUCCCGCUCUCGGAGCCUCUGGGUUGUAAGUCUCUUCUUCCCACCAGGUGCCGUUCUUCCUCGUCGGCCACUACCGGAAUCAGCCCCGUUGGAAGCUUCAUGGAGUUUCCCGAUCUAGGAGCGCACUGCACGGAACCCUCCUGCAAGCGCCUGGACUUCCUCCCCUUGAAAUGUGAUGCUUGUGAACAGCUAUUCUGCACUGACCAUAUUGCCUAUGCCCAUCAUAACUGCACUUCGGCUUACAAGAAGGACGUGCAGGUUCCUGUGUGUCCACUGUGCAGCACACCCAUCCCGGUGAAGCGAGGAGAAAUGCCUGAUAUUGUGGUAGGAGCCCACAUUGAUCAGGACUGCAAAUCAGACCCAGCUCAGCGUAAGAGAAAGAUUUUCACCAACAAGUGUCAGCGUCCUGGCUGCAAACAACGGGAAAUGAUGAAGGUCCUCUGUGACCAAUGUCAUGGCAACUUCUGCCUCAAACACCGGCACCCCCUGGACCAUGACUGCAGUGGGACUGGGCGUUCGCUCUCCAAAGCAGGGAAUGCUGCCAUAGUCAGGGCUCAAAAGUCAGCCAGAGGACCCAGAGGCACUACAUCUGGCAACGCAGCCACGAGGUCUCUUGUCAGCCAACCAGCCUCCAGCAGAGCAAGUGAGACAGUAAGAGCACCCCAGCCACAAAGCACAGCUGUACCUGUUGUUGCUCUGCAGGACAGUUUGAGUGAAGAAGAAGCAUUACAGCGAGCCUUGGAGAUGUCUCUGGCAGAGACGGCGCCCAUCCAACCACAGUGCCGCAGCACCCAGGAGGAGGAAGAUCUGGCACUGGCUCGAGCGCUUUCGGCUAGCGAGGAGGAAUAUCAACAGCAGCAGCUACGGCAACAAGUAAAGGAGAUGAGGAAUUUUUGCGAGUUCAUUGUCUUCGUAGCUAGGCAUAAUUCAUCUUGUGCAUAUCAUCUUGUGUUAUAUCCCAGGAAGGAAAGUGCUAAUCCAGUUACUGGAACGCAAACUGGAACAACUGGUCUUUCAGCCACCCUGUAGCUCUUUCUGAACAGAACCUUGGAGGUUGGGGAUUCUAUUAGUUCUUGUUAAAUGCUUUUCCUUAGUAGAUUCAGUAGAACUAAUUGUCCUGCACCAGUCUGUGCAAUAAACAAGUUUUUAAGAGGGGAAGGGAGGGGAAGGAGGGAAGAAUGUAUAUCCAUUUCUGCUGCUCUUAUCCAUCUGUAUGUUUGGGUCCUAGGCUCGAAGCACAAAGCCAUCCAAUUGCUGCCUAUCCUGAGCAUCACAAGAAUCAUUCAACCUGGAAACUAUCUCUGGCCAUUCUGGUGCUUCCUUUAUUCCUGCUGGUUUACCUCUGGGGCACUCUCAGAAGUGCUAGCAAUGAACCAAAGACUGAAUCCCUACCCAGACCUUGCAGAGUCUCUUUGGCAUGCAACUGCUGUCACUUGCACUAGGACUGGAUCUGUACCUUCUGAGACACCUGGCAGCAUUUCUCCCACUGGACAGGGCAGCAGUAAUUGUGGGAUAAUGCUCCCAAUCCCCAUCAUUUGGUAAUCAGCUUCCAGUGAUGGCUGUGCUGGGAUGUUUCAAGGAUGAGGAUCUUACUGCCUUCCUCCUGUUUUGGCCUGUAGCAGUCCCAGAUUUGGACAGUAGGUGGUGCUAAAUGCUUUCAGAGGGACUUUCCCAGCGCCUCCUGCUGGGCUGCUUCUAGCAAAAUAAGGGGGAGAUGUCUCCCUAUAGCUCCUCUUUCCAAGUUUCUAUAUCAAAUAAAUGUCUUAGCUGCUCAUGCUGCAGGAGUAGCGACAACAUUCAAAGAAUGCAAUGUAGAGUUGGGAUUCCUGAGAUUACCAUAGCAAGGAAAGGCACUACCUCUGGGGUCUGAUCCAUGUAAUCCUUUCCUUGCUGGGAACUGACAGCUGAAUCUUCUCACUUUACGUGUCUUGAAUAAGACUGUUACUGCCAGCCCCUUGCCAGAACUCUGACACUUGGCACCCUCUGAGAAAACCAGCCAAAGAUCAGCCUUGAAGAAAUGAGUAACCAACUUCCCACUUCCAGUAGAUAGCCAGCUGCUUUAGAUUGCAUGAUGCAGAGCUACCUGGCCCCAGGUGACUACCAUGCUUCAGUGAACCUGUGGGUAUUUGUGUUCCAUCUGAUGCAUGUUUGGUUGAGACCACCUUCUGCCUGGGACCACCUUCUGCCUUGGACUGUCCCUCCCUCCCAGACCUUGUCCAGCAUUCUGUGCCUUUGCUGCAUCACCUACAGGGAAGCAGGGAAGAUGAUUGGAAACUGGCAGGAACCAAUAAAUUGACAGUCAGAAAUAGCUCGUUCUUUGCUUUCAUUGGGUUAAAUUCACUGCCUUGCAACUGACUUCCGCUUUUGCAGUGGGAGUUUGACUUCUUUCUUUUUCCUUCUACGUGCCCCGAGUUCUGCUCUGAAUGUCCCUCAGCUCUCUGCAGCAAUUUGGAAGUAUUGGAGGGACCAGAGAAAAUUGAUUAAAUCCACUGGUAGUAUUCGUUCUAUACCAGUGGAUACAACAAAUGUUCUUUUGGGGUAUGUAUCUUUAGGAAUGUCGGGGGAAUAAUUAUUUUGAUUUGUUCUGAUGCUGCCUGUACUGGGAAUUGAUGAACUGCAACAUCUGUUGGGCCAAUUCCUUAUCACAUGGAAUUGAGGGCAUUAUGCUGCAUUUAAGAAACCAUUGUAGCCCAGGUACUGGGGUAGAAUGGUUUCUUAAAUGCAGCAUAAUUUCAGAAUUAUUUAAUGCAAGGCUAAUUUAAGUUAUCAAGAAAUUAACUGAUCAGGUUUCCCGAUUUGAAAUUCAUAUAGCUCCUUUAUAAGCAUGCAUACAAAUUAGGCGCUAGAAUAAAUACAGUAUUUUAGUUUGCAAGUAAAAGAGGCCUUUGUGCAACUUAAAUGCCUAUAAAGACUUUUAGUCAUGGAGUCAGCUCACCUUUUGCAAUUGCAAAAUUGAGCAAGAAUCCCAUUUCUCUGUGUGUGGAUGUGUGUAUACAUGCACAGAGAGAGAGAGAUGCUAAGCAAGAUUUCUUACUGAAAGAAGAAAGCUUCAGCUUUGUACAGACUGAUUUAGAAAGCAACUUGUAUUGUGCAAUGUGGAAUUUAUUUUUCAAUAAAUAUGCAUGGGUGUGGAUGUUAAACAA